Penaeus indicus is the source of this 387-nucleotide messenger RNA. Its product is annotated as cuticle protein AM/CP1114-like. The transcript is spliced from 3 exons. The coding region runs from base 1 to 387 and encodes 128 amino acids. The record is from RefSeq and is a predicted model, not a curated record. NCBI's taxonomy places the organism in Eukaryota, Metazoa, Arthropoda, Malacostraca, Decapoda, Penaeidae.
AUGAAGACAGCUGUGGUCCUCCUACUGGUUGCUGCCGCCGUGGCCGACAAACCGAACUCCGAGUUCGCCAUCCUCCGCAGCGAGCAGCACCACCCCAACUCCGAGGGCGCCCACAGCUUCGACUUCGAGACCGAGAACGGCAUCAACUUCCACGUCUCCGGCUCCCAGGGCGCCACCGGCGGCGCCAACAGCAUCGGCGACUGGAGUUACCCGCUGGGUGACGGAUCUAAGGCCGAUUUCAAGUUCGUGGCCAACGAGAACGGCUACCAGCCCGAGUCCUCCCUCCUGCCCGUGGCCCCCGCCUUCCCCCACCCCAUCCCCGACUUCGUCCUCCGGCAGAUCGAGUUCGCCGAGCAGCAGAGGGCGGCCGAAGCUCGAAAGGCUUAA